GGUCGUCAUAUAAACACCACCUUCCCCACCAUAUCUCCACACACAUUCAUCAGCAACUUCGUCUGAGCAUCCUCGCCUUGUACACGCGCGGCGCAUUCUUGCUCUAACCUCUAGCGCGAUGGCAGAGCCGACGGCGCCACGACCACUCCUCCGCCGCGUGCUCUCCUUCCGGGAGCCGCUGCUGGUCAUCCCCUACCUGAUCAGCUUCCUCGCCGCCGCCGCUUCCGCCUUCUUUCAUAGCUACGCGUCCUUCCUGCAGUCCUUCGCCAGGUCCCUCGCCGUCGUCCCCUCUCACGCCGGCUGCGCCAAGUGCACGUACGCGUCGUCGUCGUCGGCGUCGUGCUGCGAUAGCAACGUCGUGGACUCCAACGAGGAGGAGGAGGACGAGGAGGUGAGGAAGGAGGAGGUGGAGGCGAUCAUGGCCCGGAUCGGGCUGGGCGUGAGCGGCGCCGGCGAGGGUCUCAAGGCCAGCAUGGGCCACGCCGAGGUGUCCCGGCUGUUCGACGCCGAGGAGCCGAGCUUCGCGGAGGUGCGGCGCGCGUUCGCCGUGUUCGAUGGUGACAAGGACGGGCUCAUCGGCGCGGCCGACCUGCAGGGCGCGCUGGCGAGGCUCGGGUUCCGGGAGGACGCCGCGUCGUGCGAGGCCAUGAUCGCGGCCGCCAGCCGCGGGAGCGGGAGCGGGAUGAACCUGUUCCAGUUCGUCACCUUCCUCGAGGACGGCCUCUGCUAAAAGCUGAUGGCCGGUCUUUCACGUCCCUCGGCUCGGCAGAAGAUGGGAGUGUGUGUGUUUUGUUCUUGCUCGUUUGUUUUUCCUUCUGCCGAGGUCGAGCUGUGCUGGGGCGGAUCGAUGGAUUGUGCAACUGAUUAACGCACUAAUUCUCUAAGUUUUAUUAAUGGAACGAAGAAGAAGAAGAACUGGUUUUGCCAAUUGAUGAUAAAUAAGUUUGGCAAUACCAUCAUCUCAA
This is a messenger RNA of Lolium rigidum, 965 nucleotides long. Its product is annotated as probable calcium-binding protein CML46. The transcript has a single exon. NCBI's taxonomy places the organism in Eukaryota, Viridiplantae, Streptophyta, Magnoliopsida, Poales, Poaceae. The record is from RefSeq and is a predicted model, not a curated record. Bases 119 to 730 code for a protein of 203 amino acids. Gene Ontology annotation, molecular function: calcium ion binding.